AUGGCUUCCAGGGACGGAAACGCGAUUCAGGUGAGCCCAUCUCGGGGGUUUUACGUCAACUUUGAUGUCGAUACCACAUACGCCAUUCCCUUCACUGUGCGGAAUGGUACAGGCUCUAUGUGCACCGUGCGUUUUACGCCCCCUAGUAACCAGCGUGUGUUUAGCAUCAACACCACCUCAGUACGCCUCGCUCCAGGACUUUCACACGUGAUUGAGGCCGAAUUUAUUACGCAUGUGGCACAGGACUACCAGGACAGCUUCGUUGUGUUCACCAACAAUGAGUCUGUCACGGUGCCGCUCGUGGCGAAGUGUAGCCCAGAUCUCGAGUUCCCCGAGGCGGUCAACUUUGGACGUGUUGAGAGGAAUCGUCAUGGCUUGUCGAAGGUGCUGCGGCUCACGAAUAAAGGUCGGCGGGAGAAGCAAGUGCACAUCGUAAUGACAGCACAAGCCACUGGAGUCACGGUGAACCCGCAGCAGUGUGUCGCCCCGCCAAUGGGCUUCGUUGACGUUUACCUUGAGCUCUUGAAACUCGAUGUUGGCUUCCAUCGCUUGCCGCUCCGGAUCGACGUGGUUGGCGAGGCAGAACACCGGACAGUAAUGCUGGAGAUUGAAGUGAUGGACAGCAAAGGCCUCCUACUUGACCCCCGCACCGCUACGGAGGUACACGCGCUAAAUUUUGCCAAAACCUACUCUGGCACGCGACGCGUGGUGGAGGUGGAUGUGCGUAACGAUAGUGAACAAACGGUGAGCUUUGCGUUUCAGGUUGCAGGAGACGCCUCUGCUGAGCAGCAGCAGCAGCAGCAGCCGUUUGAUUUUAUCCCGCGACAGGGUCGACUCGGUCCACACGAGAUAACACGCGUAACUGCUGUUUUUUCACCGCCCAUCUCGUAUUCACCGAACGGAUGGUCGUGCCGCCGCGAGAAUCGAUACGCUUUAAGUACCACAUAUGAAACUCUUUACUCGCUGCUUUUUCUGGAGAUGGAGCACGCGCACACGGUGCGUGUGAUUGGGACGAGCACAACUACGGUAGCAUGGCUUUCGCAAGCUGUUGUGGACUUUGGUCAGUGCGCCAUGAAUGACUACCGCGACGUGACUGUGACUGUGCACAACGGGCAUAAAGAGAUGCCGUUGCAGUUUACAUUCCCCCGUGUUGCACACUUUUUAAUCGACCCUGACAAGGGGGAGGUGAAGCCUGGGGCCUCAUGCGAUGUUCGCUUGUCAUUUCGCCCACGUCGCUUGGGCGUCUUUGAGGAGCAUUUGAGGGUUGUGUUCAAUGAAACGGAGAAAGAAAACCUGACGCUCUCAGGGGUAGUGAAGUCACUCGUUCCAAUGCCGAAGAUUAUUGGCGGAGUGGAUAAACUGCCGGAGGAUUUUGUCAGCGUGCAGAAGGGUGUCAGGUUAGUACGGGAGUCGCCCCGCGCCAGCGCCGGUCCCGCGGCGGCGACGAGUGUGGAUGCAGUGGACAUUGGCAUGAUUCCAGCGGAGGGCCUGCAGCCCCCCGAGCCGGAGCUUCCCACCGCCACUUACAAACGAAAGUCUAAGGGCGGGUUUUCAAUCUUGCGAGGGCCCGAUCAUUUUUCACCCGUUUCGUUGGACGCGAAGACACUCAUCCGGAAGGUAUUUAAAGAGACUCCGAGCAACGUGAUGGAGCGGCGGGAUUGCCGGCGGGAGUUGCAGCCAAUGGAGUUCCUGCGCAUCGCGGCUCCUAUCAAAGUGAUGGACUACCAGCGGGUAACCGUAGGCUCCACUUCAAUCAAAACGUUUUUCUUGUAUAAUGGGACCGACGCCGCAGUGUUGGCAGAGAUGCCAACGGAGGAAACACAUGUGUCCUUUUCUCCACACUCGCAGGUUAUUCCAGCUGGCCGUGCUGCCGCGUACGAUGUGAGUUUCUGCAGCUCAGUGGUUCAGACAUACCAGCAGAUUGUGCAGAUCAAAAUUAAUGGGCGUUACAUGCUGCGAUUCACAGUGCAAGCAGAUGUUGUGCCUGUGGAGGUGACCUUGUCACGUGACGACGUGGUGCUGAAUUUCACAGACUUUGCUGAUGACUCUAUUGCACAUGCCACCGUGACACUUUUUAAUCACGGGAACAGCGAGGCGGCUUACACUUGGUCGCUGAAUACUGGUCCAUUUGCGAUUGAGCCGACGAGUGGCUCUAUUGCCCCAAUGAGUAAGGUAACAGCACAGUUAACCUUUAGUCCACCUCAAGGGGUUCUCAACGCUGAGACGACGGCAAAACUGCACGUGAAAGGGGCAUUGGCGACGCGAGUACUUCAUCUAAAGGGCAUCAUUGCCCCCACUUUGUGUGUAUGGUCUACUGCUGUCGGCGAUGGCGCCGGCAGCGCCAUGAGUAUAACAUCAGGAGGUGAAUGUUUACUUAAAUUGAAUCAGGUACCUGCCGGUGCGACGACAAAAGCGAAGGUUAUGCUGCACAACAAGGGUCGCAACAGUGCUUUAUUUUCCUUUGAAUCCAUACCAGAUUGGCUGACUGUCACACCAAUGUGUAGGCAUGUUGGGGUGGGUGAAACGGAGGAGAUUACACUUGCAGUGCAUCAUGACACGCCAGGUUUGGUCCAGGCUUCUUUGCAGUGUUGCGUGCGUGGCAUGAAGCGACCGCUGAAGCUGGGCCUGACCGCUGAGGUGUGCGUGGCGCCGCUGAGUAUUAUCUCACCUUCACGGAGCAUUGGAGAAAUUUUUUUGGAGUUUGACUCGGUUUAUAUUGGAACGGAGAAGACACUGCCGGUGCGUUUUUGUAACAGUGGCGACGUGGCGGCUGUUGUUUUUGUGGACCUCCGCAAUCUUCCAGAGUACUCGCUGCGCUGCCCAAACGACGGAGCGGUAUCGCUGGAGUGGAAGGGUCGCGGCGAGCCCGUUCCCGGUGAGGUGUACGUUACCAUCCCGCCCCGCAGUGAGGCGGGGGUGCUGGUUGUGUACCGUCCCACCAGCGUAGGCAAUGAUGAGCGGUUCCUUGUGGUGUGGCGGCAUAUUGGUACGGAUGAGAUGAAUCCACUGAUGCCACUCGUAAUUUCUGCACGGGCGGUGGUGUCUAAAAUAGUUGUCAGGCAACAAUGUUUUGAAUUCCCGCGCACAGUUAUCGGGACCACUGCCGUGCCAUUAACACUCACGAUUGAGAACGUCUCUGGGGAUUCGGUGCGAUGGGAGUUGCUCUUGGCCCGUGACGAGAACAGCAAUGGUGACGACAAGAGCACUGCUGGUGAGGCAAGUCCUUUCCGGAUGAAUCCCGAGAGCGGCACCUUGGCUCCUCACAAAAGUCAAUUGGUGCAUGUCACAUUUGUGCCGAACUUAGAAGGCGAUCGGCACGAACGCUACUGUGUGUACCUGGAUGGAAACCAUCUACGUCCUUGUGCGGAGGUGCGUGUGUCUGGGCUCGCUGCCCUGCCAUGCAUCGUAUGCGACAGAGAUGAACUUAUCUUCCCUGCUGUUCCUCUUAACGUUGUGGUGCAAGAGACGAUGUAUAUUGCAAACGAUGGCUUUGACUCCAUUGAAAUACGAUACUCCAACAAAGAAGCGGGUCCACUCCGCGUCACGUUCCCACAUGGUGCGAUCUUUAAGUCCUCGUCACGUAUUCCAGUCUGUGUGGAGUUUUGUUCUCCCAACCCUGUCUCGCUUUCAACAUCUAUCACCUUUACAACAGAUGUGGGCGAAACACUCACAAUUCCUGUUACCGCCACAGCUAUCAACUCUUUCCUUACGACCGCCCCUUACGUUAUGUUUCAGCGUGGUCGCUCACACAUCAGCGUCGCUGAAGACGUCACUACAGGGGGAGGGCAUAGUGAAGUGGAACAGGAGACGGAGGGGAAGGAGGAGUGGUUGUUGCCAUUCAUAUACUAUGAUGAUAUUUCCGUGUUUCCUGCUGGCACCGCUGCCGCUGCUUCGACCACCACGGCACCUGUUUCCUACCCACUCGCAAGGAGUGUUGAGUCUCACCUGAUGCUUACACCUGGUCCAUUUGGCUUUGUGGAUGCCGUUGGACGCGACGUGUAUUCACGACGCGCGAUUGAAAAUCUUCAAAUGUGGCUAAACCAGUGCAUUUUUCAAAAGCCUGUCAGUGAUCUUAUCCCUGCGCUGCAAUCAACGGAUGGACGCCCACUUCUUGAGGCGGCGUACCGAAUCUCCGGUAAGAGGCCUAGCAAGCUGGCUCAACCCAGUGGCGAGGAAAGAUCACUUGCUUCUCUUCAGUUGCUGACGUCAUUAAUCAAGUCGAAGGGUGGAUGUUUGAGUGACGUUCGCCUUCAGUAUUUAAUGUCGUACAGCGCGUAUUGCUCGCUUUUGGAGGGCCGAAGUGUGGAUGUUUUACCACCAUCCGUCUUUGCUGUGCGUGCUGAUCAUGCGUGGGUGACAGUUAUUUUGCAGUUUAUUCGUGUGUUUUACCUUCCCAAGGUGGAUCUUACGGCCAUGCUUCAGCUUUACCCCGCGAUGAAAAAGUAUCUUCCUCGCUCCAACUGGGACUCCGCACUGUUUCAGGCGGCACUUCGCGAUAGCAAUGUUUUUAGCCCGGAAGAAGGCCUACUGCUGCGGUGGGUGUCCUACAAUAUGCACAGAUGCGUGAAAGCCGGGGUGGUGAAGAGUACGACGAGGGUCAUCCGGGGGUUUGACGACCUACGCGACUGCCUAGGUGUGCUUGCCUGCAUUCUUACAUACGUACCCUCGGCAGCUACACGCUUGUUACCGAUGGAACGCCUCAUUGCAGAGCCCACAACACAAAUGGAGAUGGAAACCAAUGCUGCGGUGCUUCUUGGUGCGUUGACGUACAUUGGAUUUCCUGCUCAGUUCACGCCGCGUGAACUGCUGGAGUACAACACAGUUGACUGGCUGCUGCUUGUCGUGACGCUCUUUAUUUUUUUGCCACGCUUCAUCCCAUCUGCCCUUCUUUCACUGGAGGGGAAACUGCUGUUUCCAAUGUCACGGUCAGUGGAGGUGGCGAACACAUCGAACACUGAACGUGUUUACACUGUGGAAAUGGACAACCCCGCCUUUCGCGCUUUGCCGCGGGAAUUUAGCGUCGAUGCUGGGGGUGUGGUACAACUUAGUGUGGAGGUGACGUUGCGUUUUAAUCGUCGUGUGGAAGGGGAGUGCGUAGUUGUGGAUACUUCUGCAUGCCUCAUGGAGGAGCGUGCACCCAUGGUGUUUCGUCUUGCUGCCAUGCCCAACGAUGAACCGCUGCGUGUCGUACAUAUUCAGACGCCGCUUUACACUGCACUACAGUAUGAGAUGCUUGUGGAGAGCCCUUUCCAAGAGAGUUGUGUUGCCACCUUACGCUUUGCUCAGGAGUACAAGAAUGACGCUGCGUAUCCUGAGGGGGAUUUUGGUAAAACCCUGCAUAACGCCUUCAACAUCUCCGCCGGCGUCGUUCCAUUCCACCGCGGCGAGAAAACAAAGGUGAUGAUACAGUUUGUCCCCUGCGCCCGCGGCACAUACGAGGCGCGCAUCACGUUUCAUGACGAACAGAAAGGUGAAUUCUCCUACCUUGUCGUUGGCACCUGCACAUCACCAAAAGUGACGGAUAAAGUGAGCGUCCGGGCCGAGUCCGGGGAGGAGUGCACGCACACGUUCUUGGUGAAGAUUCAGAAUGUGCCGUUUGAGCGAAUGUUGCGUUCACUUGGGGAGCAUCGCCGCACCCCUGUCUCACACUCAGCGAAAACUUUCCUUAUGCCCGACCUUGUGGGCGUGCCUUACACUGUGACAUUUGUAAAUGAAACCAACAUUGGACCGAAUCCGUUUUACCGCGGGCCUGAGAGUAUUACCUUUGUGUCAGGUGAGUCAAUGGUACCACUUAGUUUUUCAUUUUUACCUAAACAACUUGGUGAGUACAAUGGUUAUAUUCUGCUUGCUUCAAAGUACGAUGUGCGCAGCAUUCAAGUGACUGGGAAGUGUGUUCCAACUGGGGAAAAAGGCGUUAUUCGUUUUGCCUGCCCUGCAAGACAAUGUAUCACCCAGGGUUUGCAUCUCAAUAACAAAAGCAAUGAGAAUUGGCUUAUCACGGCCACCGUGGAAGGUCCAGGCUUCAGUGGACCAAAAGAGUUGUGUGUCCCACGUGGGAAGCAACGCGAGUAUCUACUGCGUUACAGCCCUGCAUGGAUCUCUUCUGCGAAGGGAAAUCUAACUUUGUUCAACAACGAGACAGGGGAACGUUGUACAUACACCCUAAUUGGCGAGGCGGAGGAGCCCUUGUCAGAGGAUGUACUUAUUAUUGAGUGCCGGGCACGCGAACGUCAUACCGUGCCAUUGAUCGUGCCUGACGUCAAUGGUGUGGAUGCCACGUAUCAUGUAGAGACAGAUCUUCCUUUUGCACGAGGGGGGUCGUCUGUGCUCGUGCACAGGGGAUCCACCGCAAGGUACUUGCUUGUGCUGCAUCCUAUGAUGGGUGGCACCUAUUCUGGGACUGUUGUUUGCCGUGCCCCCAAUGGACGAUAUGCCUGGUACGCUGUAACGGUUAAUGUCAGUCCCCCUGAGAAGGAGGGUACGGUUGAAAUAAGGACAGAUACACGCACUCCUGUGACAGCUGAUGUGAGUAUCCAUAACACGACUGACAAGGCCCUUGUGUUUAAUGUGCGUGGCUUCGGUCCGGGUCUCUUUGGUGAGAAUUCCUUGCUUGUGGAGGCAGGUGACCCUGCAGUUUACUCUUUGCUAUUUGUUCCGUCCCAAAUUGGAUCCUUUGACGGGCGUCUCGCAUUCUACAGUGACGAAGCAGGCGAGUUCUGGUACGAACUUCAUAUUAUUGUGGAAGAGGCGGCUUCAGAGGAAAUAGCCUUUGAAAGUGAGAUUGGUGUUCCAGAUGUACGGCAAGUCCGAAUACCUAACAACACCGCCGUUGAACGGAAUCUUUACGUCUCCAACACUAAUUCUCGUAACUUCUCCACCGCGCCAGCUCUUCUGAUGAUUCCACCCUACUCCGAGCUGACCGUUGAUAUUGUGUAUACGCCCACUGCCGUAGAGAAGCCCCAGGAGUCGAUCCUUAAGUUAUACAAUCCAGAUCUUGGCGAGUGGCGAUAUCUCUGCCGCGGUGUGGGCCUGCAGCCUGCGGAGAGUUUGCCAGUUGAGUGCGUGUGUGAGGUAGGGGGAAAGGUGUCAGUUACGCUCAAGAUCAAGAAUCCAUUCGAUGCUCCUAUGAUUCCCAACGUCGCACUCGCCAGCGACAAGGAGGGCUAUUACGCCUUGACUACAAUGACGCAGAUGCCAUGCAUCGCCCCAGGUGCGGAGACUGCCAUUUCACUGAUCUACACGCCCAGGUCUGUUGGUCACCAUGAGGCAACCGUCCUUGUGCGUCCCGAGUCUUUGACAAAGGAGGUGCAAGAUGUUACAUGGAGGUUUCCUCUGAGAGGUGUGGCGGAAUGGCGUUGCCGUGACGCGCCUCUGCGGUUCCGUUGUGUGGCACGACGUCAGAUGGAGGAAACCAUUACGUUGAACCCAUCGGGACUCACAGAAGAGGAAAAGGACAUCUCCAUGGUGUUGGAAUUGGAACGUCAGCAGCAGUACGCGAGUGCCGUGGAGUCAAGUUUUCAAACUAGUUUGGACGCCUCUAAAAGAGCAGGUGGGUUGCUCACUGUGAAUGUGCGCUUUGCUCCUUUGCGUCCUUUCCUUGCCACGGCUGACCUUGUUGUUCGCUCUGACAAGGGUGCGGUUUGGCGGUAUUCCGUCGUUUUGGAUGCUGUACGCGCGGAGGUGGACGAUGUGGUGACUAUUAAGGCGGCCCCCCGCACCGUAUCCGCCGUCACAUUUGCCAUGUAUAAUGUGUUUCCGCACAGUUCUCCCUUCAGUGCCUAUUUUACUCCCGAAAGCUCGCGGGAUUUGUCUGUGAUAAACACCCGUGGGGUGCUGCAUCCGUUUUUGGUAGGUCAGCGGAGCCCAGGGAACGCGACGCCACUGCAGGUGCGGUUCGCCCCCUCGGCACGUCUGCCGCAGGUGGAGGGGACGCUUAUUGUUGACACAGAGGAUAUGCAGUGGUCCUUUAAGGUGAUAGGGAAGCUUGAGGACAGCCACAUGCGGUAG
Messenger RNA from Trypanosoma rangeli, 8007 nucleotides. RefSeq lists its product as uncharacterized. NCBI's taxonomy places the organism in Eukaryota, Euglenozoa, Kinetoplastea, Trypanosomatida, Trypanosomatidae. The transcript has a single exon. Bases 1 to 8007 code for a protein of 2668 amino acids. The record is from RefSeq and is a predicted model, not a curated record.